This is a messenger RNA of Zygotorulaspora mrakii, 648 nucleotides long. It is a transcript of the gene ATG45, whose product is annotated as Atg45p. The transcript has a single exon. The record is from RefSeq and is a predicted model, not a curated record. NCBI's taxonomy places the organism in Eukaryota, Fungi, Ascomycota, Saccharomycetes, Saccharomycetales, Saccharomycetaceae. The coding region runs from base 1 to 648 and encodes 215 amino acids.
AUGUCUAAUAUAUUGCUUGUUAUUCCGAGCGACGUAAUUUGCAGUUGCUCAUCGCCAACGGACAAGAUAGUUAUCACGGGUGAAUUUGACAAUUGGCAGCAUUCAGAUUACAUCCUGGAAUAUGACGGAAAAGAGGGAUAUAAGGUUGAGAUUCCACGGUUAACUGGUAGGGAACGGGCACUUUUCAAAUUUUUAGUCAACGAUAAUCGAUGGAUCACACUAUCCUAUUUUGAGACGUUGACAGACGAACAGGGGUUUAUUAAUAAUGUCCUUAAUUACCAUGAUUAUGAUGGUCUGGAUGAUGUAACUAUUAAUAGCAGUACUCAGGAUGAGAACGAGCAGCAGGAGAAAUUGCUCAGUUACUCCACCGAAGUGACAGAUGCCAAGUAUAUGUCUCCAGAGCUAUUUUCCCAUGGUAAGCUUGAAGCUAACAGCUCUUCAAACAACCCUGUUGGAAGUAACGACUACGUUAAUAUUUCCUCUCACGGAGAAUUAAGCAGUAUUGAGGACCUGGAAUUUGAACCGUACGAGUCAGAUCUUGAAGAAACCAUUCAGUAUGAUUCGAAAGUCUCAUUCAGUACCAAUCAGAAGCCUUUGGAUGGGCUAGUUUCUAUGGUCAAGAAAGCGCGGACCUACUGGCACACUUGA